Olea europaea var. sylvestris is the source of this 1102-nucleotide messenger RNA. Its product is annotated as stem-specific protein TSJT1-like. The coding region runs from base 133 to 888 and encodes 251 amino acids. Lineage: Eukaryota; Viridiplantae; Streptophyta; Magnoliopsida; Lamiales; Oleaceae. The record is from RefSeq and is a predicted model, not a curated record. The transcript has 4 exons.
CCUUGGAAUAUCGUCCAUGCUCCUCAUGUUCGUACUUCAUAUAAAUAAAUUCAAGAAGUCAAGAAACGACCCAUAAUUUGCUGAUCCCAUCUUGUCUUUUCAUUUGAAAUCAAGAAAAUCCAAGAUAAGAAAAUGCUGGCGGUGUUUGAUAAGACGGUGGCCAAGAGCCCCGAGGCUCUGCAGAGCUCACAUAUUGCAAAAUCGGCGUUUGCACUCAAAGAUGGAUCCUUGGCUAGCCAUUUCUCGUCCCUGCACCCUGGCUCUGUCAUUAUUAAUCUUGGUUCAUCUGGUUUCAUGUCAUACUCUUCUGAUAAGCAAAACCCUCUUCUUCCGAGACUGUUCGCUGUUGUGGACGACAUAUUCUGCUUGUUUGAAGGCCACAUCGAGAAUGUUGCGCAUCUUAAGCAGCAGUAUGGAUUAAACAAGACAGCAAAUGAAGUGAUAAUUGUUAUUGAGGCUUACAGGACUUUAAGGGACAGAGGUCCUUAUCCCGCUGAUCAAGUUGUAAGAGAUAUUCAAGGGAAGUUUGCAUUCAUUCUCUAUGACAGCUCAUCAAAGGCCACAUUUAUUGCAGCUGAUGCUGAUGGCAGUGUACCAUUUUUCUGGGGAACUGAUUCCGAAGGUCAUCUCGUGCUCUCUGAUGAUGGAGAAGUUGUGAAGCAAGGCUGCGGAAAAUCUUUUGCUCCAUUCCCCAAAGGAUGCUUCUUCACGUCAUCUGGAGGUCUACGGAGUUAUGAGCAUCCCAUUAAUGAGUUGAAGGCAGUGCCGAGAGUGGACAGUUCAGGCGAAGUGUGCGGUGCAACCUUUAAGGUGGACUCAGAGUCGAAAAAAGGAAAAACUGGCAUGCCUAGAGUUGGAAGUGACGCAAACUGGUCUCAACAUAUAUGAUAUAACUAUGAAUAAUUGUUUCUUGCCAUUGUAUUUCAAAGUCACUCCUCUACGUGUAGUUAGGCCAUUUUAGGCCUGGAAAUACAAAAUAACUUAAUAACAUAUGGGGUGGCCUCUGUUAGAUGUAUUAACUCUCUGUUAUAUGCUUUGUUCUUGCAUUUUCGUAACUUAUUAUGAGGUGAAUAAACUAAAUUAACACUCUUUGAAUACUGUU